AUGAAGUCAGUCCAGUUUUGUUUCCUUUUCUGUUGCUGGAAAGCAGUCUGCUGCAAUAGCUGUGAGCUGACCAACAUCACCAUCGCCGUGGAGAAGGAGGAAUGUGGCUUCUGCAUAAGCAUCAACACCACCUGGUGUGCGGGCUACUGCUACACCCGGGACCUGGUGUACAAGGACCCAGCCCGGCCCAACAUCCAGAAAACAUGCACCUUCAAGGAGCUGGUGUACGAGACAGUGAAAGUGCCUGGCUGUGCUCACCACGCGGACUCCCUGUACACGUACCCAGUGGCCACUGCAUGUCACUGUGGCAAAUGUAACAGCGACAGCACUGACUGCACCGUGCGAGGUCUGGGGCCCAGCUACUGCUCCUUCGGUGACAUGAAGGAAUAA
Messenger RNA from Equus quagga, 390 nucleotides. RefSeq names its product follitropin subunit beta. Lineage: Eukaryota; Metazoa; Chordata; Mammalia; Perissodactyla; Equidae. Gene Ontology annotation, biological process: G protein-coupled receptor signaling pathway. Gene Ontology annotation, molecular function: hormone activity. The transcript is spliced from 2 exons. The coding region runs from base 1 to 390 and encodes 129 amino acids. Gene Ontology annotation, cellular component: extracellular region; cytoplasm. The record is from RefSeq and is a predicted model, not a curated record.